Messenger RNA from Carcharodon carcharias (great white shark), 2113 nucleotides. RefSeq names its product zinc finger and BTB domain-containing protein 16-A-like. Gene Ontology annotation, molecular function: RNA polymerase II cis-regulatory region sequence-specific DNA binding; protein binding; DNA-binding transcription factor activity. The transcript is spliced from 6 exons. The record is from RefSeq and is a predicted model, not a curated record. Lineage: Eukaryota; Metazoa; Chordata; Chondrichthyes; Lamniformes; Lamnidae. Bases 1 to 1980 code for a protein of 659 amino acids. Gene Ontology annotation, biological process: regulation of transcription by RNA polymerase II.
AUGUCUGGCGUCUGGCUGCACGACCCCCGGCACGCCACCUUGCUGCUGGAGCAAGCUCACCGAAUGAGGCUGUGCGGGGCGCUGUGCGACGUGGUGGUCAGCGUGGAAGGCCAGGAGUUCCCCGUCCACGGCCUGGUGCUGGCCUGCGCGAGCCGGACCUUCGCGGCUCUCUUGAGGAGCGGGAGCGUCCGCUACAGCCUCGACUUCCUGGCGGGUCGCACCUUCAGGCGGAUCCUCGAGUACUCCUACACCGGCCGCCUGGAGGCCCCGGCCGAGGAGCUGGGGGAGUUGCUGGAGGCAGCCGGGAUCCUGGCCAUGGAGGGGCUGGAGCAGCAGAUCGCGGAGGUGGCCUCCCGCCGGGGGCUGGGGGGGGAGGGGCGAGGGGGAGAGGCCUCCGAGGGGGCGGGGCAAGGAGGCCCAGAGCGGGAGGGGCGAGGGGGCCCAGCGGGGGAGGGGCGAGGGGGCCCAGCGGGGGAGGGGCGAGGGGGCCUAGCGGGGGAGGGGCGAGGGGGCCCAGCGGGGGAGGGGCGAGGGGGCCCCAAGGAGGAUGGGCGAGGGGGACACGAGGGGGAGGGGCAAGGGGGAGACGAGGGGGAGGGGCGAGGAGGCCCCGAGGGGGCGGGGCGAGGGGGCCCCGAGGGGGCGGGGCGAGGGGGCCCCGAGGGGGCGGGGCGAGGGGGCCCCGAGGGGGCGGGGCGAGGGGGCCCCGAGGGGGAGGGCCAAGGGGGUUCAAAGGGGGUGGGGCGAGGGGUCGCGGGGUCAGGCCUGACGCCGGAGGAGCGGGCCGAGCUCUGGGAGGCCCCGGCACCUCGCCCGCCCGAGGCAGGCGGGUCCCCGGGCGGGGCCGGGACUCCGCUCCGCCCCCCGGGCGCGCCGGUCCGCGGCACCGUCAUCACGGCCCCCUGCCGCCCGGCGCCGGGGCCCGAGGGUCGGGGCGGGGUCAGCUGGCACGGGGACCAGGCCCAGGAUAAGGCCCAGGCCCAGGCCCCGAUCCGGCCCUCGGCGGCCGGGCCCUUGCGGGCCGCUCCCGCUGUCCGGCCCCCCCACCGCCUGGCGUUCCCCGCCACCGUGGACUUCGGCCCUUACCCGGGGCUGGGGCUUCAGGGCAGCGCCCGGCCGCAGUUACCCGGGCGGAUCGAAGAGGCGGGACGGAGGCCGACACCAGCGUUCAGCGCGAGAGCAACGGGCGGACAUCCGGGGCCCGCGGAAGAGUCGGCCCAGCCCCCUCAGAGACUGAUGCUGACGAUGAAUUCGUUUCCCUGCGAGUUGUGUGGAAAGAGAUUUCCCGACAACCUACGUCUCAGAAUGCAUCUCCAGUCACAUUCAGGCUGCAGUGUUGUCAUGUGCAAUCCCUGUGGGGUGAGGAUAAACACAGAGGAAGAACCAAUGAUUCACCGUCAGGCUCAUUCUGGAGAUGUCCCGGUGCCACUGUACCUGCUGUGCGGGAAGCGCUACGAGUCUCGGUUUGCACUGAGGGAGCACAUGGCCUAUCACGGAGGAAGCUGGAGUUACUGCUGCUGGGAAUGCCAGCGCUUGUUCCCCAGCGUCUCGGCCCUCAAACGGCACCUGAGGUCACACGCAGGGAGACCCCUGCACCAGUGCCAAUUCUGUCGGCACCGCUUUCAGGAUGAAAACGCUCUGAGGAACCACAAGCAGAUCCACCAGGGCGAGAAGCCCUAUCAGUGUAAUGACUGCAAGAAGAAAUUCAGCCUCAAGCACCAGCUGGAGACUCACUACAGGGUUCACACAGGGGAGAAGCCCUUCGAGUGUAAACUCUGCCGCCAGCGAUCCCGUGACUAUUCCGCCAUGAUCAAGCACCUUCGAACUCACAACGGUGCCCUGCCCUACCAGUGCACUGUCUGCCGGGAGUUCUGUUCCAGUCUGUCUGCCAUGCAGAAGCACAUCAAGUCCCACAAGCCGGAGGAGAUCCCCUCGGACUGGAGCUUGGAGGAGACCUACCUCUACCUUUGCUACGUGUAAGCCUGUGGAAGGUCGCCCUGGUUGCGCGUGAGGGAUGCUGCAUUAACACGGGCUGGGACCACCCCAUGAGUGGCUCGAUGUCCCAAAACCCCUUACUGCACCCGCCUGGUGUUAGAGGGGAAACUGGGUUGGG